Tribolium madens (black flour beetle) is the source of this 2064-nucleotide messenger RNA. RefSeq lists its product as uncharacterized. Gene Ontology annotation, biological process: regulation of DNA-templated transcription. The coding region runs from base 152 to 1615 and encodes 487 amino acids. The transcript is spliced from 10 exons. Lineage: Eukaryota; Metazoa; Arthropoda; Insecta; Coleoptera; Tenebrionidae. Gene Ontology annotation, molecular function: protein binding. The record is from RefSeq and is a predicted model, not a curated record.
GCAUGCGGUACUCUUCAAAACGGUGGCACCGCAACCAUAAUUAAUGUGAUAUUAAAAUGUGUAUUAGUUUCGGUGACGUUAGUGACUGAUUGUGAUAAAAAUGUUUUUAAGAAUUGUUCUUUGUUAGUGAAAAGUGUGCGAUUUUUCCAAGAUGAUUACUCUAUAUAAAACCAUCAAGGGUACCGCCAAACACAAAAGGAAAAGGGAAAAUAAAGGAUUAACUUUAGCUUUGCCUUUACCUGAAACACCUGAAAUGGUUUCUCGUCGUCGCAUUCUUUCAAGAUCUCGAGAUGAUUUGCACAUGGAUUCCACUUUCCAACCCCCAGAAGACGAAGAAGAUGUUUGGUAUCAAAAAGACAAGCUUUAUAAGGAUCACAUUCAAGAAGUUCUCGAUAAAUGGACUCAGAUAGAUGAUGAAAUUUGGGCCAAAGUGAUUGUUUUAGAACGAAACCGAAGAGUCGCAAAGGCAUAUGCCCGAGCCCCGGUUUUGACAGUAAAUGGAUCCGAUGAUGGAUUUGAUGGUUUUCGGAUUGGUUUGUGUGGCUUUGACAACCCAAUGAGAGACCAAAAAACGGAGGAAUUCAAAAGACACAUAGGCCAUGGGGUUAAAAUAAAAAUGGACGAUGCGGGAAAUAUUCUAAUAAAACGGGUAUCAAAAUGUAACGUUUACAUAAAAAAUACGGGCCAAGACGACGAAAAUGCGAUAGGAAAUGAAAUUUUGAAAUUACCUAAUUGUGCUUUAGAGCCGGAAAAGCCUGUAAAGCUGUUCGAUAUGAAGAAAUUUCAGUCAAAUGUAAAUCGUGAAUUACGGCGUGCCUACCCUGAUCGUCGAAGAUUAGAAUGUCAGUGCUUGAGUGCAAUAGCUUUUGUAAAAUCGGAACCUGAGUUACUGGAAUGCCCUAUUUGGGUUCUCAUUAUAAACGUCGUCGCCAUGGACAUGCUAAAAUCGAAACUUCCUCCAGUACAACGGGUAAUGGACAUCAAGAACAGACCACGCAUUCCAAUUCCAGAUGAAGAUCCCUACAGCGUUGCAGGUAACGGUAGCGGAUCGUCGGGUAGUUCAGGUUUCGCGGGGGCGGGUAGUGUGGCAGCCACUAGAGAACAACUCCUUUUGCAGAGCCAACAACACGCACAGCGACGGAGCGAAAAACCACCUAAACUACCACCCCGCGAAAAUAUGUAUCCCCAUGACAUACCUAAGCCCGAUUAUGACGACCACGAGCACGACAACAGCCGUCUGAAGCCAUUCCCGUCUUCUCGAGGGAAGGAAAAAUCAAAAGACAAUAAAAAAUACGAUGACCCCUAUUAUUGUGGAUUAAGGGCACGUGUUCCGAAUUUUGUUGCAAAAUCUAAAGCGAAGGAAUCUGUCUCGUCGAAGAGAUUUUCAAUAAGUCAGCAAGCUCCACCUCCCCUUCCUGUGAUGCACCAACAGCAUAUUAGUUCGCAUCAUAAUAUGCACCAACAUUCAAUGUGGCAUACGAGGAGUUUUGAAAGUGGUAUCGACUCGGACGUAGUCGAAUCACCCUAUAACCAAAUUUACGGACGAUUACCUAUACCUACAAGGGCGUAUAUUCCAAAUCAGUCACGUACCAUGUAUAUUGGAGAAUGGGACUAAUAUUGUGUAUGUACAUAAAUGAAGUUUUGUAAAAACGUAAAAGGACAUUAUAUCCAAUUCGAAGACUUUGUAAAUCUCAUUAUUUAACAUCACUUGUCUGUUUGAUACUGCCACUACUGUUUAUAGACUUUACAGCAAAUUUAUACUAUGAGUGCUAUUUUAUACUUGUAAACGGCUUUGUAACAUAUUAUUUACAGAAUAUUUAAUUUAAUUUAGUAAAAAUUUUAGUGUUCUGUCAAAUACUCAGUAAAUAAAUGUACCUAUAGUAUUAUAACAACGGAUAUUAAAUCAGGAUGUGAUUAUAUACGUCAUAGUCAUGUUAUUAUAAUAUAUAGAUAGAUAUAUGCUAUGUUGAUAGGAUACAUUUUUGUAAAGUAAACUUAUAAAUUGUAUAUUGUAUGUUUUUGUAAUUACUGCAAUAAACGGUGAUGGAAGAAAUAUUUUUUUAA